CAGAAGCAAAAUGGCCGAUAGUAAACUAACCGAUCUCUCAGCGUCUGACAGUCAGCAAGGGUUAAUGCAUGUUUUGUUUACAGCUUGAGAACUACAGCCGCGCAAAAAAGGAUACUCGCCUUUCUUCAUUUUAUCUACGACUAACAUUUGGCCUAUUGGUGAUGAUAUUUCUUAGUCAGCUCAGCCUUGAAAGCCUCGAAGAACCAGCUCGCUAGGUUAGCUCCUUCGCUAGCCUGCUAGCGGUAGGUCUGCAAGACAUUUUGCACAGCAGCACUUUAUGUCCUAUGUGAUUCCCGAGAGAGGAGAAUCAAGAAGGGGAACAGCAGUUCAUGGAAGACAAGAAAAAGAAAAAAGAAGAGAAAAAGAAAAGGGAAACCUCUCAGAAGGUGCCAGAACAGAAAAUCAAAGUGCCAGAAUCAGCCAAGCCCUCCGGUUCCCAGCCACUCGCCACCCCUGGCUCAGUGUCCCCCAGCCCUGGACCGGUUUUCCCUUCAUCCCCGAGUCCUGGUGCAGGCGGAGUUUCUGCCCAAGUCCCUCCUGGUGGCGGGAACAAUGCAAAGCAGCGGACUGCUGUGGCCAACGGACAGCCCUCCUCCACCGCAUCUGGAAGUCAAACCUCCCAGCAGCAGCGAUACAUGUCUAGAGAGGUCCCACCAAGAUUUCGCUGCCAGCAGGACCAUAAAGUGCUACUGAAAAGGGGCCAGCCACCACUGUCCUCCAUGCUGCUUGGGGGAGGAGGAGGAGGGGGAGGGGAGGGGGGUGCAGGAGGGGUUGGAGGAGCCAGUGGCUGGGCUUCUGCCAUGUCCUCGGAUAACCCCAAUGCAAACACAUCUGUACAUGCAGAUUCCAACCCAGAUUCAUCUUUUCCUUCAACUCCUAAGUCAUCCUCAUUAUGUGUCGCUGCUUCAUCGUCUUCAACUACUUCAAUUUAUGCAAAUUCCACAUGGGGGGCAGGCUCUGGCAGCCAGUCCUCUUCUCAGGGCUGCAGUAAGGUGAUUGUGGAUGGGACUGACCUGGAGGACUGGCCUACCAUCACAGGCGGGGCCAAAAUGAGUUCUGAUGGGGCUGGAGGAGGAAUGCAGGAGCAAGACUGCCCCGGUAACAACAACAACAACAGUAGUGCCUCAUGGGGUGAGAGAAACAUCCAGCAAAAGGAAGGUGUGAUGGGAGGAGGAGUAGGGAACAUGGACAAUCCUUCCCCACCUCGUUUUUCUCCUCUUUCCUCUUCUUCCUCACUUAAUGAAUGUUCUCAGUCAAGUGGUGGUGUGUGGGUCUCCUCCACCUCGUCGCAGGUGGAAGGUGGGCCAGGAUCAGCAGCAUUUUACAGUUCCAAAGUCUCCCAUCUUCUUCCUGGGCCUCAGGAGGGCCCUGUGGGUGGCAGCAGUAAUGUUCCUGGUGCCAAUUUCAACCCCAAUGUGAACCCCUCUGCUUGGCCCGCCUUAGGACAAAGUGGGGCAUCCACUUCGGCUAGCAACAGCCUUCCCCUACCCGCAUCCAUUACUUCAGCUUCUUCAUUUUCUGCCAGCACCACCACCCUCGUCACCACUGAAACACUUUCAUCUGUGAAUCCAGCCGGUCUCUACCAGCAGCACAUUGAAACAGCUGUGGGAGCCAAAAGUGAAGAACAGCAGCAGCACUUAGGAAACCCAGGGCUGGAGCUGGGUUCGGGUGGGGGAUCAAGUGAAGCAGGACCAAAUCAAGAAGGUGGCAGUGAGGAAACCUCUGGAGUUGCUAGUGAAAUAGAAGGAAGUGGUAAUCUUUCUGGUACUUCGUCUUCCUCCUCUGCUGCCUCCUCCUCUUGGAGAUCUAUGCCUCCAGUGUCCUCUGAACUCGGUAUCGGGGCCUCACAGGCCGAUGGGUGGAGUGGAGGGACUGGAGGUCAGAGGCAGGAAGGGAACGUUUGGGGUUUUGGCAGUCAGGAUGACAAGGCGGGCUGGGGUAGGGGAAAUGGUGGGGAAUCAGUUACCCCAGUGGUAUCUCAGGGAGUUUGGGAAGGAAGCAGUUCAGAAGCCGGCUGGUGUGGUACUGGAGAGGGGGCAAGUUCGAGUAAUUUAGCAAUAGGAAGUGGAAGAGGGAUAGAUGUGAGUAGCAUCAACAGUAGUGCAGGCAGUGUAGGUAUUGGUGGUAGCAGUUUGGACGAUUCUGCCUCACCAAAGUUUGCAACUAUGACAAAAGCUUGGGACAAUCAGAAAGGGAUGGAAAGUGUGGAUGGCGCCGUUGGGGAAUGGGAUGCAGGAGGAGGAGGGCAGGAUGGCGGCCCUGGAGGCGGAGGACCUUCAUCCUCUAGUGGAGGUGGAUCUGUAGCCGGUAGUGGAGGCAGUGGGAGUGGUAGUGAACAUAAGCAGGAAAGCUCCUCUUCUGUUCGCCCAGAGUCCCAACAGUCCAAUGCUGAAGUGGCCUUACUUGGUAUGCUCAAUCGAUCAGAUCUAGAUCCCAAGGUCCUGUCUAACACGGGCUGGGGACAGACCCAGAUUCGACAGAAUGUGGCCUGGGACCUGGACCCCACGACAGGAGCAGGGAACAGGAACGAGAGAAAACCUUCAUCUUCGUCUGCAUUCUCAUCAGCCGUCAUGAACACUACAACCUGUCGCAGUCCAAGAUACCCGUCAAACACUGGCUCCGUAUCUAACGAUGCAUCUGCUGGCAGUCACACAACCAGCCUUAAUUCUGGGUCUGCUACAGCUGGGGAUGGAUGGGAUGGUGGUGCUACACAGUCCACUCGUGGUCCUUUUAUGGCAGGAAGGAAGCCAGGGUCAUCUAAAGAUGAUAUGGAGGGCAGCCAGGAGAAGGCAGCUGCUACAGGAUGGGGUGAUCCCCCACCUGAAAACCAGGGCAAAGGAUGGACGAAUGAAGAACAACAAUGGGGGGAUCGCAAAGGAGGAGGGAGAAACUGGACAGAGUUUGAAGAACGGGGUAGUGGGUGGGGUGAUGGUGGAGAGGACAAACGAACAGGGAGUUGGAAGGAAUCUAAAAGAGCAGAGACAAGUGGCUGGGGAGGAGAAUGGGGACAGAGAGACUCUAAUCCUGGAGGUGGGUGGGGAGAUGCACAAAGUAAAGGUGGAAGCAAACCGGAUGAUGGGUCUUCAUGGAGAAAUUUGGAUGAAGGGGGAUCUCAGCGAGGGGGAUGGGGAGGAGGAGAUGUCAGUGGAGGCAAAACCCACCAGGACUGGGGGAGUGCUAAGCCCCAUGCAGCAGCACAGAUACCAAACAGCCAAGUGGCACCAAUGAAAGCCCCAAAUCAACCGCAGCAGCAGCAAUCUCAAGGCCAGCAACCAACAGGGGGGCCCAUGCAAGGAGGCUGGAACAGGCAGUCGGCCGUUGGAAGUGGAGCUCCACCUUCCAAGAAUCAGAACCAAAGUUUGGGCUGGACUUCCGGCCCUAUACCCCAACUCUCUGUGGCUGGGGCUGACACGCUGGAGCCCAGUGGCUGGGAAGAACCUUCCCCUCAGUCCAUCAGUCGCAAAUUGGAAAUUGAUGAUGGCACAUCGGCUUGGGGAGACCCAAAUCGCUGCAACAACAAGAAUGUGAAUUUGUGGGACAGGAAAAACGCUACACCGGGCCAAAGUCACAGUCAGCAAGGUCCACCACCUCCACCCAUGCAGAAACAACCUCCUAGAAGGCAGCACAGCACCAACACAAACUCUGACAAUGGAGCAGUUGGCAUAUGGGGAGGACAAAAUGUGGACAAUGGUACAGGUGCUUGGGGUAAAGGACCAGAUGCACCAACAGGUUGGGGUGAACUAGAUGAACCCAGCAAAGCAUCUGGUUGGAGGAACCCGUCACCCAACCCUGGUAAACCUGUUGGAAAGUCAAUGGAAAGCUGGGGUGGGAAGGGAGACAGCUCCAUCACCGCCUCCAGGCACCCCAGUUGGGAAGAGGAAGACGAUGGUGGUGGAGGGGUCUGGAACAACGCUGGCUCCCAGGGAAGCAGCUCUUCCUUUAACUCUGGAGGCUGGGGUCAGACUCACGGAGGAAAGAGAGGCAAUGUCAAGAGUGGGGCAGGAGACAGCUGGAUGAAUCCAGUGUCCCGCCAGUUCUCAAACAUGGGCCUUUUGGGUGAUGAUUCAGGCGUAGACAAAAAGAUGGAAGGAGACAAGAGAGUAAUAAAUGACUAUAAUGGAGAGAUGCGUAGGGGAGGAAGAGGCAGUGGAGGCUACCGCAUCCCUGGUUCCAAAGACAUGGGUCCUCCUGACAUGGGAACCUACGGUGAGAAGAUGAGUGGCCAUGGAGUGUUUGUCGGGGGAGGAGGAGGGAUGCAUCAGUCUCGAGGGAUGCACCAGCCCGGCAUGCAUCCGAUGAACCCGUCCCAGGGGUUACGUGCACAAGUGCCUCACCAGUUCCUGUCUGCUCAGGUGCCGGGUCCUAUGCUGAAGCAGAUGCCCUCUCCUGGUGGCAGUGUAGGUGGAGUAGGAGGUGUCGGUGGUGUUGGAAGUGUUGGAGGGGUGGGUGGUGUUGGUGGAGGAGUGUUCGCUCCCCAGAUUUCACCACAGCAGCUAGCAAUGCUCAGCAACAUUUACCCCCACAUGCAGCAGUUCCAUCUGGCUUGUCAGCUCUUACUACAACAGCAGCAACAACAGCAGCUUUUGCAGAACCAGCGGAAGUUCCCACAGCCUCAGCCUCUGAGACAGCAACCAGAUCCACAGCAGUUGGCGAGGAUUAUGGCUAUUCUGCAACAACAGAGACAGCAUCAGCAGAGUGGAGUUGGAGGAACAGCGGUAGGAGGAGGGAGUUCCAAACUAUCCCCAUCUCACCUAGGAGGAGGCAUAUCAAAACAGCCCAUGGUAGACCCCCUUCCACAUGCUGGAAUGGGGGGUCCCUUAUCAGAUCUCCAUGCCAAACCACAAGGCAUGUACACAGGGCUUGCACCUGGUGGCACCUUGUCAUCGCUGGAGCUCGGUCCCAUGAUGGGAGGGAUGAAGGAUGUGGGUGGACAGCAAUCCCGCUUCAAAUGGAUGAUGGAGGGACACUCUCCAGCUCCCUCUCCUCCAGACACAACCCUUCACAAGAAUGGCCCUUUACCCAGUGGGAUAAAGGUUAGAGGAGGGUCCCCUUACUCCCAGUAUGAUAUGCUGGGCAGUGAAGGUUUAGGAAUGACACCUCAGGGCUCUGCGGACAGCUGGCACCGGACUCCUGGAAGUAAAAUGGGGAACAAACCUGCCACAUCCAGCUGGCCUCCAGAGUUCCAGCCCGGUGUCCCCUGGAAAGGAAUGCAGAGCAGUGGAGACCCAGAAUCUGAUCCCUACAUGACCCCCGGCAGUGUUCUUGGUUCCCCAGGAUCCCCGAACCUCAAUGACCCUGACCACCAGUUACUGCGAGAUAACAUAGGGCCAAACCCCUCUCUCAACACCUCGCUGCCUUCACCUGGUGCCUGGCCCUACAGUGCCUCAGACAGCUCCCUCAGCAAUGCACACAGCACAGGAAAGUACUCUGAGUAUAAGCCCAGCUGGCCUCCCGAGCCAAUCGGGCAGAACAAAAUGUGGAAGACCAAUCGCAACAGCUCGCAGCUGCCACGCCCCCCUCCCGGCCUUACCAAUCAAAAGCAGGCAUCGUCCUCCCCAUGGGGCACUGGAGGUCCUCGGUCGGCCCGGAGCUGGGGAGGGGGUGGAAUUAAUCAAGAUUCGAGAUUUGGGCCAGGCUCUGCCUGGAGUGACGGCGUUGCCUCCAGGGGCAGCUGCUGGCUGCUGCUGAGUAACCUGACUCCUCAGAUCGAUGGAUCCACGCUGAGGACCAUCUGUAUGCAGCACGGCCCCCUGCUGACCUUUCACCUGGGCCUAACCCAGGGCAGUGCUUUGAUUCGUUAUAGCAGCCGGCAGGAAGCAGCCAAGGCCCAGGGUGCACUGCACAUGUGUGUUCUUGGAAACACCACAAUUCUGGCAGAAUUUGUGAGUGAAGAAGAAGUUGCACGCUAUUUUGCACAUUCCCAGGCUGGAGGGGCAGAAGGGGUCAGCCCAGGGGGAGCAGCAGGCAGCGCGGCGCCCGGUUCAUCUGGAGCGGGCACAGCUGUGGCCAGUAGUGGCGGAAGCUCUCCGGGGAGUGAGCGGGCAGCAGUGGGCUCGUCUUCAGGUGGAAAUGGAAACGGCGGUGGAGGAGGUGAAAGCGGAGCGGGGGCGAUGGCAGGUGUGAGGUCAUCUGGUUCUGGAUGGCAGUCUCUUGAUGGUACAGGCACUUCUUCAGAAACGUCUUCAGCCCAAGGACCUGGGCUGGGGAUAUUUUCCCAGUGGAGCACCAAUGGGGCAGGAGAGGGAGGGGUUGUUGGGGGAGUAGAAACUGGGAGGUCUGGGCUGUGGGGGGGCAUGACUGCAGGAUAUCCAAGCAGCAGCCUGUGGGGAGCACCGCAAAUGGAGGAAAGGCACCAAAUGGACAGCCCUGCUGGAUUGUUGCCUGGCAACCUGUUGGGUGGAGGGGCUGAUUCUAUCUGAUGAGUCCCCUCUGUUUGUAUGUGUGGGUUUGGACACACUGUUAUGGCAUACACUGGGAUACAUAUGUACUUACUAUGGCACACACAUAUACACAGAACGCAUAUUAAUGUACUACAUACACAUGCAUACGUAUGCAUAGUACAUGCAUAAAGCAGAAAUGUGAGACAUGCUUACACACAUUCUCAUGGCCAGACUUAAGCUAUUAUUAAAAAAAACAAAUGCAGGGACUGUUAGAUGUGUAUACAGCCUUUUUCCACAGAUGAAGAUUUCAACUGCUUAGACUUGAAACCUGUAAAAGAAUGAAAAGUCAUUUAGUCUGAAAGACUUGACUGGAUUGCAAUGUGCUUAGUAAAUAGGGGACUUUUCAACAGAUUUACAUAAACAUGCACACACCAAAUACAGAGAAGCCUUCAGACAGAUAGGCACUGUAAACAGCAUUACCUUCAUCGUAUAAGAGAAUUUAAAACUACUACAUGAUGUGAGGUUUAAGUGCAGUUUGUAUUCACAUCCCAUUAAAGAUGGAGAUUGAAUCCAAACACAUGCAAACAGUUCUGAUUGACAACAGACCUGUAUCUUACUGUGUAUGUUAAGUUUUUUGUUUUUUUUGUUUUUUUUUCCUGUUUAUUUGUAUGUAUGGUUUUACUUUUUGAACAGUGAAAAUAUUGAAAAAGUUCUUGUUUUCAAAAUGCUGACCUCCUACUGUUGUAUCUCACGCACUCUGUCUCUGUUAUUCUCCCUUGGACAUAUUUGUUACUGUUGCAGUGAUAAAUGUUAAAUUGCUGGCAGUUUCAGGCUAUAAUGCAUUUCUCCACGUGUCGAUACUGCGUGCAGCAUCGUACACACCGAGUAUGAGUGAGACUGAGACCAAGUAAGUGGAUUAAACCACUUGUGUGAAUGUGAGGAUAAUGUGUGCAUGUUAAUGCCUGUCAUAAUGUGGGCAAGGCUGCUUGCGAUACAGAAGGUCUUUACAAAAAAUGUUUUGAGUGCAUUUGGUAUACUGCUGACUGUGUGUUAAGAAAUAUUGGCACUAAUGCUUUUUUUUUUUUCUCUCUCUCAUUUGAAGUUUUUUAUUUUAGCAGACUUGUCUUUUUUUAUUGUCUGACCUGCAAUAAUAAAAAAAAUGAAAAAAAAAACAAAAAAAGAACAUUUUAAUGUCACAAAGAGCUGAAGGCAUAUGCGUUUAGAAAAUGGACAUGCCAAAUCUUAUCAAACUGUGUGGAGCGGGCGGGAGGGGCGGGGUGGGUUGUUUACAGAUUACAGAGUAAGCGUUACCGUACGUUUUUAAUGUUCUGUUGUUGUGUAUUCGUUUUAAAUUAAGACGGGCUUUAACACUCCUGUUCAGUGUUUUCGUUUUGAGAUUUUACAAAGGAAAAAUUUAUUUAAACAAUGAGAACAAGAUUAAUAAAGAAGAAAGUAUUGGCUUCUAAAUGUGUGCUUGUGAUUUAUUUGUGAAGUCAGGCUCCUGCCUGGUGCUAUAAAGAACAGCUGAACACUAUUUUAACACUUUCAUAUAAAGUUCCACUGUUAAACAGUUGACACUUAUUUAGACAGAAUUUUAGCUGACUGUGUUGACUUUUAUUUUAAUUGAUUUUAUUUUUUGUAUUUCUCCUAUGUCAAUUAUUUUAUCUAUAUUGCUCCACUUUGUGAUGGACUGUGAUUCAUGUCUGUGAAAAGUGCUAAAUGGAUCAACUUUGCUAACAAAUAAAGUUUUAAGGAACAUUAAAACAGUCCAAAGACUGUUAUUAGAUAAGGAGUGUAAACUUUUGUCUUCUACAGUUUUGGGAGAGAUAACAGAAUAUGCGUUUGCAGGGAAAUGGGAAUGGAUUUUUGGAUCUUGGAGCGAUUGACCUACGUCAAAAUAAAU
This is a messenger RNA of Cololabis saira (Pacific saury), 8283 nucleotides long. RefSeq names its product trinucleotide repeat-containing gene 6B protein-like. The record is from RefSeq and is a predicted model, not a curated record. Gene Ontology annotation, cellular component: nucleoplasm; P-body. Gene Ontology annotation, molecular function: nucleic acid binding. Lineage: Eukaryota; Metazoa; Chordata; Actinopteri; Beloniformes; Belonidae. Bases 330 to 6419 code for a protein of 2029 amino acids. The transcript is spliced from 23 exons. Gene Ontology annotation, biological process: positive regulation of nuclear-transcribed mRNA poly(A) tail shortening; miRNA-mediated post-transcriptional gene silencing.